Messenger RNA from Seminavis robusta, 1032 nucleotides. The record is from the annotation of a GenBank genome assembly. NCBI's taxonomy places the organism in Eukaryota, Bacillariophyta, Bacillariophyceae, Naviculales, Naviculaceae.
AUGAGCAGUGCCAAUGAAGCACCUCCGGACAACUUGGUCAACUUUGGCUGUGGACAUCCGGAUUAUGCCCUGUUGCCCGUCGAUGAGAUUGCCAGUGCCACGCAACAAGCUCUACUGGACGAUCCAAACGGUCGCAAGUGGCUUCAAUAUGGUCGCGAGAAUGGAAAUUAUCCGGCGAGAGCGGCCAUUGCAGAAUUCUUGACGAAUCUGUAUCACACGGACAGCACGAGCCAUGCGAUCGACCCAGAGACCCUGUUUGUGACGAGUGGUGUGUCUCAUGGUAUCCAGUUAACUUGUCGUACGUUGGAUCGAGUCCAUCGACAACGACAACAAGAAGAUGCCAAUGAAGCUCCUUUGUGUUGGGUCGAGGAUCCUACCUAUUUUCUCGUUCCACCGAUUUUUGAGCAAGCAGGAUACGAAUUGGAGGCAGUGCGUACAAGUCCAGACAAUGGUUUAGAUUUGUCGGAUUUGGAGACGAAAAUUCGAGCAGCUCGUACGGCAUCUCCUGAUCGCUUGCUGGUGCUAUAUUGCAUACCGAUUCAUCACAACCCACUGGGAGUUUCGUUAUCGGAAGAAACGCGAACCCAACUGAUCCAUCUGUGCAAAGCAAAUGAAGUCUACCUCAUUGCGGAUGAAGUCUACCACGGAUUGGGCUUUCCUGGAACCACUUCUUCUCCCACGGCCAUGGCUAUGCGAGGUUCUUCGCCGUACAUCGUCUCUGUAUCCGCCUUUACCAAACUCUUGUGCCCUGGCAUUCGCUGUGGUUGGAUUCAAACGAGCAACCGUGACUUGCUACAUCAGAUUGGACAAGAAGGUGUGCUGGAUAGUGGAGGAUGUUCGAGUCAAUUAUCCUCGGGAAUUGUUCGACAACUGAUCCAAAAUGGCAAGCUUGAUUCCUAUUUGGCAGCCCUACAGGCGGAGUAUGCCAAGCGAUGUCAGCAUUUGUGUCAACUGUUACAGGAUGUAUCGGAAGGGUCGGAAUAUCCCUUUCAAUUCGACUUUGCAGUGCCCCAAGGUGGCUACUUCUUGUAG